Ahaetulla prasina is the source of this 2731-nucleotide messenger RNA. Its product is annotated as guanine nucleotide-binding protein G(o) subunit alpha-like. Gene Ontology annotation, biological process: adenylate cyclase-modulating G protein-coupled receptor signaling pathway; G protein-coupled dopamine receptor signaling pathway. Lineage: Eukaryota; Metazoa; Chordata; Lepidosauria; Squamata; Colubridae. The record is from RefSeq and is a predicted model, not a curated record. Gene Ontology annotation, molecular function: G protein-coupled serotonin receptor binding; GTPase activity; GTP binding. The transcript has 3 exons. Gene Ontology annotation, cellular component: heterotrimeric G-protein complex. The coding region runs from base 1 to 375 and encodes 124 amino acids.
AUGACUUUCCAGGGAGUUGAGCGCAACACAAAGAACCGCAUGCACGAGUCUUUAAUGCUCUUUGACUCCAUCUGUAACAACAAAUUCUUCAUUGAUACCUCCAUCAUUCUCUUCCUCAACAAGAAAGACCUGUUUGGUGAGAAGAUAAAAAAAUCGCCUCUGACCAUCUGCUUCCCUGAAUACACAGGACCCAACACGUACGAAGACGCAGCAGCCUAUAUCCAAGCACAAUUUGAAAGCAAAAACCGUUCGCCGAACAAGGAGAUUUAUUGUCACAUGACCUGUGCAACAGACACAGGCAACAUCCAGGUCGUAUUUGAUGCGGUCACUGACAUCAUCAUUGCCAACAAUCUUCGAGGCUGCGGCUUAUACUGACCCCCACUCCCCCCCCCACUUUCCCUUCUUCCUUCCCCCAUCCUCCUCCCAUCCUGUAUAGCAAGCAGCAUAUUUGGAAACAAUCACAGCGAGAGGAAAAUAAUAAUAAUAAUAUAUAAUAAAAUAUUUGAAAAAAAAGGCAAAACAAAGUGCAAGUCUCACACAUACACACACACACACGUACGAACACACACAUCUCACACACACACAUACACACACACAGUAAAAACGAACCAUGCAAGUUGGUAACUAAAAAGGCAUUGUGAUUAUACAGACAGACAUGCACUUUUUAAUUUUAAGUUUGCCUCAAAAGGAUUCCCAUAUCCCUAUCUGGGGAACUUAGUUCUUUUUUCCCUGUUUAAGUAACUUGAUGGCAGAUAAUUUAGCCUCUUGGUUUUUUUCCCCCUUCCUUCCUUCCUUCCUUCAGGAAAUAUAGAGGAAAAUAAUAAUGAAUAACCGAGUGAUUAAACCAGUUAAUUUUUCUAAAGCAUCUAGCUAGCCGCAUCUUUAAGAAUGUACUCUCUCCUGAACGUUUAAAAAGGAAACCGUUUUCUUUUAACAAAAAUAAAUAAAAAUAAAAAGUAGCAAUGUUAUUUUUUUAAGGCAUUUAUGCAUAGGGUGCUCUAAGGAAAGGCUUUCCCCCCCCUCCCCUUAGCGCUAAAGGAGUUUUAAAAAUACCUUUAUGUAGGGAAAAGUUUCUUCAACACCGAGGAUUCCCAGUUUGUUGGUCCCAUCAGCUUUGGAAGGGUUAAAAGCAAAGGAAGGCAAAGGAAAAAUUGGAAAAAAAAUGUGCACAAAACACAGGCUUUUCCUGCGUCCCUCCACAAAGAGACCACACUGUACAGCCACCUCACCCCCCACCCUUAGCUUGUUAGGAAUCCCUUCCUUUUUCCCCAAGCUAAAGUUGAUAAAUUUGGUCCUUCCUGUGUUUCCCCUUCCCAUCCACAAGGGAGACCAAGAAAGGGAAAAAUUCCAUCCGUGGUUUGAAAGUUGGACUUGCCACAUUGGCCCCAUCAACUGAGGAGAGGACAUUCACCCUUGGAUGUCAAGGACAAGGCCAAGUUCUCACCAAGGAGCAAUGCACCACCAAGUUAGUACGAUGUUUAUUAAAGGGAACGGAUUCCCUUUCUAGUCAUGUCCGACUCUAUAGGGCACGGUGCUCAUCUCCAUUUCUUGGCCAAGGGUGCCAGCGUUGUCCGAAGAUAUUCCCGUGGUCAUGUGGCCAGCAUGACAUCACGGAGCACUGUUAUCUUCCCACUGAAGGGGGUACCUAUUUAUCUACUCGCAUUUGCAUGCUUUCAAACUGCUAGGUGGGUAAGGACCACCUAGAACCAGCCUAGGACCAAUAACAUUUAUUAUUUGGCUGUAACUAGAAGAGGGAGGUUCCUUUUAGUGCUUCUUUGGGGUACCCCCAUCCAUGCAUGCAACACCCGGAUUUGUGUUCAGGGCCCAAACCAUCUUCUGAACUUCCUAGAGUAGACUUUCUGCUCCCAAACUCCAGCCUCAGGUUGUUACAAGCCUUUUUUGUGUUGUUGUUGUUUUUGGCAUUGCCUUGACGUGUCCUGCUGUGUUAGAAUUAUGGCUAGUUUUAUGAGGUUCAAUGAAAGGGAGUCUUCACCCAACUCUUUUGAUAUUUGGGAGGCGAGCAAGCCAACUCCAAGAUGAAAAUAAUCAAAAAUUUGCUUGACAUAGGUGCUGGGGGAAGAACAGAAGGGUUGCUCAGGUCCUUCCUGCUGACACAUGCAAACACCCAACCACACCUUACCUACACGCCACCUUUUGCUCGCUCCCUUUCUCCAUGUAUACAAAAACACAAAUGGGGUGAACCCAAUUUUGAGGAAGGCACUUCCCUUCCAAGAUGGUGGUUAUGGCCUCAUCAGAACCUUGAUGGUUGCAAAGGGGUAUCUAUUAUAGGAGCUCCUCAUAAUAGACAGCGGAGCAAAAUGACCCAGAAGUUUUUGGAAUUUUGGUCUUGCCUCCCAAUCCUUCCUCCCUAUCAUAACAGGUGCUGUUUUUUGUCCAUGGGACAUAGAUAAAGGGAGGCACUAUGACCAAUACAUUUCCCACACCUUAGGUUCGAAGCUAAUAGAGAUAGAUUUAAAUGCACCAAGAUGGCCCAGAAACACCAAUGGGAAAUAUCCAGGUUUAUUUUCAUAGUCAUAAGUCAUUGCUAUACCUAUUUACAACCUCCUCCCUCCCUUUGAUCCUCCACAAAAGUCCUCCCAAAAUACUUUUUGGGCACUACCAUCACUUUAGGACCGGCCAACAAAACGGGGUACAUUUUAUUUGGGGGGUGGGUGGGCAGAAGGGUUUAAUAAUGAUUGUUCUGCUUGUCUCGUUCACUCUCUGGUUUUGU